Dermatophagoides farinae (American house dust mite) is the source of this 791-nucleotide messenger RNA. The record is from RefSeq and is a predicted model, not a curated record. NCBI's taxonomy places the organism in Eukaryota, Metazoa, Arthropoda, Arachnida, Sarcoptiformes, Pyroglyphidae.
UAUUUUGAUUAUGAUGAUUUUGAUCGCAAGGAUUUACCAAAAUGUCAAAAUCAGAGAUCAAUUUGUGGAUAUAUGCAAAUGAAUUCUGUUGGCAUGAAUAAAAUACCCAUAUGUAAAUGUGAAAAUAAUGAUUGUAAUCUUUGGUGGAAUAUAUUCGAUAAUAAACGUAUUGUUAAACAUGGAAAUGAUUUCUAUAAAUUCUGUGGCCAAAGACCAAAAGAUCUAUUACCAUGCCAUGAGAAUGAAAUUGCAUAUAUAAGCUAUGGAAAAACUGAUCUAAUAACUGGAGAGAAAAUAUCCGAUAUACAAGAAAUGAUGUGUUUAUGUAAUGAUGAUUAUUUAUUGAGAACAAAUAAAACAAUGUUUGAAAUGAACGAUACAGCAUACAUUUAUGGAACUGAACAAAUUUGUCAAAAGGCACCCAGAUGUAAUCGUAAACAAUUCUGUUUAUCAAUAACGGAAACAGCGGAUACAACCAUUGAAAGGAGACAUUGCCGUUGUUCAUCAGGCAAAUAUUGUCCUCAAGAUUUACGUUUGGCAUAUGAAGAAAUCAAAGAAGAAAGUGGUACAAUAUAUAAUAUGAGAUGUGUUUAAAAUAAAAAAAAAAUAAAUAAAAUAUCAUGUUUGGAGUGUGUGGGUGUGCGUGGGUGUAUGUUUUUUUUGUGUACGUAUGUAUGUGCGUGUGUGUGUGUGUUUGAUUACGUAUCGGUUUCACAGUUUCAACAGUCAAUUCAUUAAUUUAUUCCAACAAACAAUCAUUGUUGAUUACCAAUUUGGUUCCGUUUUUUUAU